AUGAGAAUAAAUACAUUUUGGCUCUGUCAAUUUUCAGAAAUCAAUGGUGACUCAUCACAGCUUAAAUUUGUUCAAAUAGAGAAAGAUAUCGCUCAAAACUUGACUUGCUUCAAUAAUAAAGGAUCUCAGAAUGCUCGCAUCGAAUGGUUUCAGAAUGGGAAAGAAUAUUCCGGACAAGUCUACUCCGACGGCAACUCUUCAAUCUUACCGCUUCAAGGAAAAAUGGGGGAAAAAGGAAGCUACACUUGCCAAUGGAAAAACAACUUUCUAGGUCAAACGAAUUACAGGAAUUUCACUGUCUCCUACCCUAACGAAAUUCCGGUAAAUGACAAGACCGUCGUCACCGCCGUUUCUUCAACAUUUUCUGUCCUACUUUUGAUCCUAAUUGCCUACGGUGGAGUCAAAUUUUAUCGGGACAAGAAACGACGAGUUUCACAAGUCGCGCUACUUAAAUUUUUGAAUGGAAAUCCGAAACAAAUUAAUAACCAGUCACCAGUAGAAGAACAGGUAGAGUUUCUACCUUAUGAUAGACGCUGGGAAUUUCCAAGAAAUCGCCUGAAACUGGGAAUACAGCUUGGAGUUGGUUGCUUUGGUCGUGUAGUCAAAGCGGAAGCGGUGGGAAUCAAAGACUCCGAACAAACUGUCAAAACGGUGGCCGUCAAAAUGGUUCGGUCGGAAGCAAACUUCGCCGCAAUGGAAGCUCUCAUCAGUGAACUGAAAAUCCUCGUCUAUUUGGGAUCGCACCUCAACGUCGUCAAUCUUCUGGGAGCCUGCACCAAACAAAUACACAAAGGAGAACUGUUGGUGAUCGUUGAAUAUUGUCGGUUUGGCAAUUUGCAAACGUUUUUGAUUAACCACAGGAACAAUUUUAAUAAUUUUGUGGACGAGUUUGGGAACCUGAAAAUGGAAGACGAAACGGAAAGGAACAAUUUCACCAGGACAAAAGGGGAAGAACACCCAUCGCAAGUCGAAACUAGAACUUUGCAAGUUUGUGAUACUUCUGGUAUGAAUUCACUCACUGAAAAUUUGGCCGCUUCAAAUUCCAACCUACAAGAUCGAGAUGGAAAUUUAGAUCAGCCGAUUUCAACAACAGAUCUCAUUUCUUGGUCUUUUCAAAUAGCUCGAGGGAUGGAUUACCUGGUUAGCAAAAAGGUUCUCCAUGGCGAUCUGGCCGCCCGCAAUAUUCUGCUCGCCGACGAUGGAGUUGCAAAAGUGGCCGACUUUGGCAUGGCUAAAAAAAUGUAUUACGAAGACAAUUACGAAAAAAAAGGACAAGUAAUUGAAAUUUAAACUUAUUAUCUCCAUGAUUCCUUCCAAUAAUAUUUUGUUGAAUGUUAGGGGUUGAUGCCGGUCAAGUGGAUGGCGAUUGAAUAUUUGAUUGAUCGCAUCUUCUCCAGCCAAUCCGACGUGUGGUCGUACGGAGUUCUUCUCUGGGAACUCUUUUCUUUAGGCCAAGUUCCCUACCCAGGUAUGGACGUUGGUCACAUACUCAUGAAAGAAAUUCUGAAAGGAUAUCGGAUGGACAAACCGGAACUGGCGCCCAACUUCUUCGGUGAAAUGAUGGCCGAUUGCUGGAAAUCGGAUCCGAAAGAGAGACCCACUUUCAGUCAAAUGGAGGAGAUUAUCUGCAGUCACAUGGAGUCGUCUGUCAGCUCAGACUAUUUGAAUAUGAACGCGUUGUAUGUAAAACUCAACGAAGAUAAGGAAAACGCAACGCCAAAGGAUCAUUUUGGAUUGGCAAAGUUGUUGGUAGAAAAAUCAGGAGCUCAAUCCAAGAGGGACACGACCGCUCGAUAUUCAUUUUUACCUAUGCUGUUCUCAAAAAAAGAUGCUGAUUCCGAUCUUUAGCCAAACACUGAUCAAUCUGCUAUCAAUAAUCGAUUAACUAGGCACAGAGCAAUCCACUUUAAUAUGAAGUUAUUGCGUUAUCAUUUGAUUUCUAUUUUUGUCGAAUUUUACCGCCUUUUCCUUUCUUUGUGGCUAUUUGAAUAUGAUCGCGCUGUAUGUUAUAAACUCAACGAAGAUAAGGGAAACGCAAGGCUAAAGGAUCAUUUUGGAUUGUCGAACUUCGAAGUUGUUGGUAGAAAAUUCUGGAACUCGACCAAAAAAAAACAAAAAAAAAAAAACACAACGAUUCGUUACCGAUCCUUUUCAAUUG
This is a messenger RNA of Daphnia pulex (common water flea), 2158 nucleotides long. Its product is annotated as vascular endothelial growth factor receptor 2-like. Gene Ontology annotation, cellular component: signaling receptor complex. NCBI's taxonomy places the organism in Eukaryota, Metazoa, Arthropoda, Branchiopoda, Diplostraca, Daphniidae. The record is from RefSeq and is a predicted model, not a curated record. The transcript has 9 exons. Gene Ontology annotation, molecular function: ATP binding; transmembrane receptor protein tyrosine kinase activity. Gene Ontology annotation, biological process: multicellular organism development; cell surface receptor protein tyrosine kinase signaling pathway; protein phosphorylation. Bases 1 to 1290 code for a protein of 429 amino acids.